Molecule: messenger RNA, 3103 nt
Organism: Ruditapes philippinarum (Manila clam)
Lineage: Eukaryota; Metazoa; Mollusca; Bivalvia; Venerida; Veneridae
Product: golgin subfamily A member 5-like
Exons: 13
Coding region: 191-1837 (548 amino acids)
Biological process (GO): retrograde transport, vesicle recycling within Golgi; Golgi organization
Cellular component (GO): Golgi membrane; Golgi cisterna
Source: RefSeq, a predicted model, not a curated record
UUUGUUGCAUAUACUUUAAAUUAGUAUAUAUCUAUAUUGGUAUGGUUGAAUAUGUCUAAUUAAAAUUGAAUCAUUUUAAUUGAUUUGUCUAAAACUAACAUUGACACUUUAUAAUAUAAUAUGAUAUAAUAUAGUGUGAUAUAAUAAUAAUAUAGGUACAGGUAAUGAUAGCAGAGGAAGUCCCACUGAUAUGGACAUGGCUGCUUUAGAAGACGCCAUGCAAGACCAGUCACCUAGCAACAGUGUCCAUAGUAACCAGGAUAUAGAAUCCAGGGAUAAUCCUAUGACAUCAUCAUCAUUAGAUCUGGAGAAUAGACUUCUCAAGAAUGAGAUAUCAUCAUUAAAUCAAGAAAUGACAUCUCUUGUACAGAGAGCAAAGGACUCAGAAUCAGAUUUGGCCAAGUUACGUGAGAAAUUAAAGGAUCAGUCUAGAAAUGUAUCAAAGUCUGACCAGUCAGUGAGGGAGUUACAGAAUAGGGAACAGGAUUUGUUGGAGGCCAUAGGGGCCAAGGAUUCUCAACUAGGGGUGUUGAGAAUCAGGCUAGAAGAGGCUGAUAGGGAGCUACAGAACAGACAGAAACACCUUGAGAGUUUAAAAUCGGACAAAGAAAGAAUAUUGAGGGAUCAUACAGAUUCCAGUGGUAUACAUGGUCAAGCUUUAGAUUCAUUAAGACAGAAACUAUCAGAGGUAGAGGCUACAUUAGAGAGAGAACAAGAAGCUAACAAAAUAUCGAGGCAAGAGGCGGCAGACAGACAGACAAGAAUGGAGGAGGAGCAGAGAAGUUUUACAGAAGCUCUUGCCGCAGCUGAGAAAAAAUAUAGUGAUGAAAAAGGCUGGGUAACAGAAUUAAACAACCAACUGAAAUCUAUGAGAAAUAGCUUAGAGUCAGCCAAACAGGAACUCUCGGAGUAUAAAGAAAAAGCAACAAGGAUAUUACAGUCUAAGGAACGAUUGAUUGCCAGUUUACGUGAGGGAUCAGGAGCAUCGGGCGAGGCAGCUGGUGUGUCAAGUCUAGAGUAUGACACAGUCAAACAGGAGAGAGACAUGUUUAAAGAGGAAAUACAACAAGCUAGAAUGACUGUAGAGAAUCUCAAAGUGGAACUAGCUGAUGUUGAGUCUCAGAUGCAGCAGGAGAAUGACACAGCCCAAGAUACAAUACGAUCACUGGAGGAUAAUAUAGGUGAGGAAAAACAGAGGAGAGAAGACUCUGAGCAGGAGUUACUUAAACAAAAGCGGGAGCUGCAAUAUGCCAUUGAGGAACUACAUAAACAAAAGACAUCAUUCCAGAGUCGAAUGAAAGACAGGGAAUCUGAAAUUGAGCGGCUGAGAAAUCAGUUGGCUACAAAGUCCAUGAGUUCAACAUCAGAAUCUGAGCUGGAAUCUCGAGUGAGAGAAUUAACAGAAAGUCUAAUACAGAAACAAACCAUGGUGGAGGCAUUAAGCACAGAGAAAAACUCACUAGGGUUACAGCUAGAGAGGCUUGGGCAACAGUAUAAGGAUAUUCAGGCUUCAGCUGUAAGGACCAACACCACUGUGAUACCUGUACAUGAUGAUGAUGAAGGUAGAAAAUUACGGCAAAGAUUGCCACAGUUUAUGAGAGAGGUACCCACUGAUACAGAGGUGACAAGAAAAAUGAAGAGAGCUGUCAAUUCCAUUGAUAAAUUCAGUAUACGUCUUGGUGUAUUCUUCAGGAGAUAUCCCAUUGCGAGAGUUUUUGUGAUCGUUUAUAUGGCCUUAUUACACCUAUGGGUGAUGAUUGUACUGCUAACAUAUCAACCAGAGAUCCACGGAGCUGGAGCAGACGCCAUAAAAUUACCCGAAGCUCCUGACAAGUGAUGGAAACGUUAUACAAACACAUUUACAAACAGACUUCUGUAUACAUAUAUAAUAUAAAUGUUCCUUGCCAUGACAGCACCAACAUAGUGCGUUUGCGACCAGCAUGGAUCCAGACAAGCCUGCGCAUCCGCGCAGUCUGAUCAGGAUCCAUGCUGUUUGGUAUAAGUUUCUCUUUAAGGUUUGUAAGCGAACAGCAUGGAUCCUGAUCAGACUGCGUUGAUGGGCACGCUGGUCUGGAUCCAUGCUGGUUGCAUACACACUAUGUUGGUUUUGUCAUGUUGCGGUUCAAAUAUGUGGGACAUUGCUUAUUAUUGCACAUACCUGUAAAUAUUAAAGCAGUCCUGUAGUUGAAAGAGUGUGUAUGAAAAAGUGAUAUCUAACAAUGUGAUGAUAUUGAAAAUAUCUUACUGUAUAUAAAACAUAAAUUAAUUUAUGCAUAUUACUGUUGUUAUUUAUAAAAAAGAGAAAUUAUGUUUAAGAAAAUAUAACCAUAGCUUUUGGUUCAAGUAGAGUAUAUAUAAUACAUACAUCACAUAUGCAUAUACAUUACAAUAAUAUAUAAAACGGUUGGUUAUUUCACCAUUAUUUAGGAAUGAUAUUUGGUGAAGGGGCAAACCAUUGUGUCCUUGAGCAAGAAACAUAACACUAAUCACUUAGUGUUGCUUGGUUCAGGCUUAUAGCUUCCUUCAUAAACUAAAAUAAUUCUGUAUGAAUUAAAGCAGAAUAACUAUAGAAAAAAUAUGUGAAAGGAAAAGUAAAGUUUAGUAUGACAUAUGGCUAAAAGUAAAUACAGUACUACUGAGCAUUUUAAUGUCUUACACAAGUAUGCCAUUGUUUACAAGGUUCAGGUUUAUUUGAAGCAUGAGAAUAAAGUGUAUUUUUGUAUAUUUGAAGUAAUGGUCAACCUUUUUCAUUAUGGAUUAAGAGUUAAUUUAAAAUAAUUUUGAAAAGUGGUUACUUGUCAUGCAAAAAGAAUUGGAAUUUUAAGACAUUUUUGUCAAUUACUGACAGUGUUUUUUUGUUGAUUUUUAAUUAGAAAUUCUGUUAAAUUUAAGAUUUCCAUAUAGCAUAAGGUGUAUUUUGAUGAUAGAUUAUGUUUAAACUUGCAUUAUUUUAAAGGUCUUUAUAAUCGUGUAUGUAUGUUAUAAUUAAAAUUUGGACACAAUGUUCAUUUUUACUAUGCAUUACCUUUAAACACACUAUAUUAUAAAGAAUGAAAGAUUAUAGCAGUCUGUUUUUGUCUUAAAAAAAACUCAUUUUGAGGUG